AUGGGGGCUUCAUGGAACCAUAAGGGGCUAAACACCCCCUCGUCAUCUAUUGACUAUCCCACAGCAGCAAGUCCGCCUGUUUGUCGUACACGUUCGCCUGUGGUGUUGGCAGGUGGGCAGUGCCUCAAGGACGUGCGCUUCCGCGUGCAGCCGGCGGUGGUGGAGCGCGGCCGACCCGCUUCCCUGCUCUGCGAGUACGACUUGGAAGGCGCGCCUCUGUACGCCGUCAAGUGGUACCGCGGCCGGCUCGAGUUCUUCCGCUACUCGCCGAGCGAGCGGCCCGUCUACAAGAUCUUCCCCUUCCCGGGCAUCUCAGUCGACCUGUCCUCGUCUAACGCGACGCAGGUCGUGCUGAAGUCUGUGGGGCUGAGCCUGUCUGGCAACUUCAGCUGCGAGGUGACAGCCGACGCCUCCUUCCUCACCAAGACGGUGUCCGCCACCAUGCACGUGGUUGCGCUGCCCGAGGGCCCGCCCACGCUGGUGGCGGAGCGCGAGCGCUACUACCCGGGGGACCUGCUGAGGGCCAACUGCACGGCGCCCCCAUCCAGGCCGGCGGCGCAGCUCUCCUUCUACAUCAACGACGAGCCCGUCGGCAGUCGAAGGCCCGACCUCAGCAUCAAGGAGCUGCCGGAGGACGAGAGCCAGUCGCCGUUCCAGCAACGCUCCAGCGGUGCGUCGCUGCGCGCGCGCCUGCUGCCGUCCGACUUCGCGGAGGGGCGGCUGUCGCUCAAGUGCGCCGCCGAGGUGGCCGACAUCUACUUCCAGGCUGCCGAGCUCCAGCUGGGCAGCCGGCCGGAGCCCGUCCCACAGCGCGUUACGGCUUCGAACCGCACCGCUACUGCUGCUGCGACAUCUUCCCGUGCCGACGUCACAGCUUCCCUACUCGUGGUGGCUGCCACAGUCUACAUCGGGUUCUUCAGGUAGCCACCGGCGGCAGCACCGGCGCCCAGCAGGCAGUGAAGCCGCACGGGCUUCACGUGAGCCACAGAGAAGAAUACUGAAAUGUGAAAAGAUUGGAGGGAGUAAUUUGUACCUAAUGAAACGGACAAUUUUUUCUGGAAUCAGCGAUGUGUAUGAUGAAAAAGAAACUUGUAUACUGUGCUUUAAAAUUAUUUUAGUUUUAGAGGUCAUUAUGUAUGUAGAACAUUGAUAAAUGUAGAUCCCAGUAAGUCCUUAAAUCUAUGAUAUAGGCAUUGUGUAAAUUAGUUGUUACACAAGCAAUUCGCUAUGCGUUAUUACCUUUAGAGUUUGAUGUUCGAAAAUGUGAUGCCAAGUUUAUAAGAUGUAUGAUAUAAAACAAUUAUAGCUUCAGU
Messenger RNA from Schistocerca nitens (vagrant locust), 1313 nucleotides. RefSeq lists its product as uncharacterized. The record is from RefSeq and is a predicted model, not a curated record. The transcript has 6 exons. NCBI's taxonomy places the organism in Eukaryota, Metazoa, Arthropoda, Insecta, Orthoptera, Acrididae. The coding region runs from base 1 to 924 and encodes 307 amino acids.